GUUGUCAAACAUUGAACCCGUACGGGCUUUCGGUGUGUGUGAGGCAUCUGUCGUCAGUUUUUAGACCCGCAUCUCCGCUCUGCAUCCCCCGGCAUUACGUCCUCUCCACACAACCUGGGCUCGAACUGAUAAAAAUAUAAUAAAAAACCUCACCUCGAGGUUUCAAGAACUACACCUCAUUCUCCCACCGGGAGGAGGCCUAUAUUUGUUUAGGGGGUUGUAGUUUUUAUUUUUUGCCACAAGAUGGAUGGAGAAUUGGGAAUUUUCGAGGCGUUGUUUGUAGCGUCGAUAACGGUGAAUGUUUGUGCAUGGAUGCAGUUCGGUGUGUACGCCGUGAUGGACAGGCUAGUCGCCCAGGAGACGCAGACUAGACUAACGCGGUUUCGUCUUGCUCACAAACACAAUGCAGCUUUCAUGAGGAAUUUUUACGUCGAUGCAGUUAUUUUCACGUGUCUUCCUGUUGCAACCUUUGUUCUGGCGUUCACCACGAGGGCUUUGGAUUCGCCGUUUGCCGCCAACUACCCCGCAGAACUCCGGGUGCUCUUCAGUGUCCUGUCCGGCGUCUUAAUUUUCUUGCUCUUUCGGUGUUGUCUGGUCGCCAAGAACGACCCCAUCAAGUACAUGAACAUCAUCAUCUACAUCGUGUCCUUGGCUACCGCCGUCACGGUGCUUCUUACCGGGGAAGAUGUCACCAUCGGCCUGGUCCUAGCCAUCUCCAUGGGUGAUAUAUUCCUCUUAAACGUUGGCAAGUUCGUCCAGGUGACGCGGAUACAGAGUGUCCGGUGCCAGCGAAUCGUGAUGUUACUGUCGGUCUACGCGUGUAUUGUCUUCCGUGCAUUCCUGCCUCUAGCCUGUGUUUCCAUCUCGCUGAUCAACGGGAAACCGUUCGACAUGAGCUACCAGUCUAUCUUCAUAUUCUUUGUUGGGAUCCUCUUCUUCGGUGCCAUGAACACAUGGCAGGUGAACUCCGGGAUCUCCCAGCUCUGUCGACGGAAGACAGAGACCGUCAUCGAGGUCCCGUACCGGACAUUCGGCGAUGACUCCGUCCCUAAACCCGAGGACAUCGCCGUAGCUAGCUCCUCCAUCGAAAUGCCGCCCUCAUACAGUGAGGUAUGCAGCAGCAACUCGUUCUUGCCAGUCAGCCUUCCACCAUCGGCUGACACCCAUAACGAAACAGCGCCAUCUGUUGUUAUCACCAUGAACAAUGAACUGCUCGUCAUUGAUGCGCAGAUGUUAGCUCAGGACGUCACCCAAAUAGAAGCUGCCCCUAAACCAGAAACAACCUCAGACACUGCAGCGUUAAUAUGAACACAGCACUAAACAACAUGUAAUGAAAGAGACAAUGGAAUUGUCCCUAGCAAUUAAUUUAUAAAGUUUGUUUAACUUUAUUAAUAAAGAGAUGUUAAAUGAGUGCGUUGGGGAUAAAGAAUAAUGGUUACCCAUACACUGACGAGUAAUAAGCAUUGUACACUUAAAGGCAGUUGACACUAUCGGUAAUCACUCAAAAUUAAUUGUUAGCAUAAAAACUUACU
Messenger RNA from Asterias rubens (European starfish), 1532 nucleotides. RefSeq lists its product as uncharacterized. The transcript is spliced from 2 exons. The record is from RefSeq and is a predicted model, not a curated record. Bases 244 to 1308 code for a protein of 354 amino acids. Lineage: Eukaryota; Metazoa; Echinodermata; Asteroidea; Forcipulatida; Asteriidae.